Molecule: messenger RNA, 1011 nt
Organism: Zychaea mexicana
Lineage: Eukaryota; Fungi; Mucoromycota; Mucoromycetes; Mucorales; Lichtheimiaceae
Exons: 5
Coding region: 55-930 (291 amino acids)
Biological process (GO): membrane organization; endoplasmic reticulum tubular network organization
Cellular component (GO): membrane; endoplasmic reticulum
Source: RefSeq, a predicted model, not a curated record
CCUCUCUCUUCUAACUUCUUUUUUGUGCUUGCUGUGGUGCCAAAACUAAAAAGAAUGACGGAUCAUCCGCCAUUGUCCGAGAGAAUACUAACACUUGUCAAGCAUCCACAAUUUUACUGGUGGUUGGGUCACGUCUGUCUCGUGUUAAAUGCCAUUCUUUAUUUUACGUCCGUCCUUUCACUCCAUCCUUACACCGGGUAUUACAAACGCGCUCAUGCCGGAUCGCUGAUAUCCUAUGGGAUCGUCAUUUGGAAAUCUGUUGGCAUCCCGAGACGAUUUGAUAUGGAGUUUAUCGGUAAUGAGAACGUUCAAUACUUUGCACUCGCGUUCUAUUGGUAUUCAUAUCGACCCAUCACUGUAACACUCGUUCCGUUCUUUAUAUUCUCGCUCUUUCACAUGUUUGCAUAUAUUCCAAGUGCAAUCACGCCAGUGUUGUUCCCGAAAGAUAGCAACAGCAACUCAACAGUUGCGCAGGCGUGUCAAUCCAUCAAAGAGUAUACCGAUGAGCAUCAUGAAAUGGCCAUGCAGCUGGCUGCGUAUGUCGAAGUGGUUGGUGUCAUGGGCCAAUUGCUGCUUGGUGUCAUUAGUUUCCAGACUUCCAUUUUGGCAUUGAUCGUAUUUGCACAUUUCUUAAGGCUUCGAUACUAUCUGUCCCCUUAUACCCGCGAAGCUUUACAUGAAACGACAGAAAAAUUGGAUCAAUGGAUCUUGCCACUGGCGCAUGAUCCACGACGGUGGGCACAGAUCAGUUGCAAGCUUUAUGUCAAUAUUAAAGCAAUCGUGAUCCGUUAUGGCAGUGCAACAACAACAUCCCAUAAAAAUAGUAAUAGCAAUAGUAGUAGUAAUAGAAGUAGUCGCGUAACAAGUACUGGUAGUGGCAAUGGCGGUGGAUCCUCCUCUAGAACAUCAGAAUCAAGUCAUCGUCGAUAGUUUAUAUAAUUAAUUUUUUUUUUUUUGCUCUUUUCUCCUCUUGUCCAUACUUCGACUAUAUAUAAAAUUCCAUUUUUAAAA